GUCAAGUUUGAACAAGAGGAGUAUAACAAUUACUUGUCGAUCAAAACCAAAACCCCUAAAUCCUUUUUCGGAACCCUAAAUUUUUCAAUCUCGCGAACGAGCAAUCUGUAAUGGCAACAAUCAAUUUAAGAAAGGGAAACACAAGGCUCCCACCAGAAGUAAACAGGGUCCUCUACGUACGCAACUUGCCAUUCAACAUCACUUCCGAAGAGAUGUACGAUAUUUUCGGAAAAUACGGUGCAAUUCGCCAGAUACGUAUCGGAACCAACAAGGAUACGCGAGGCACUGCCUUCGUCGUCUACGAAGAUAUCUACGAUGCCAAAACAGCAGUCGAUCAUCUUUCCGGUUUUAACGUUGCCAAUCGCUACCUCAUUGUCUUGUAUUAUCAGCAGGCCAAGAUGAGUAAGAAGUUUGAUCAAAAGAAGAAAGAAGAGGAGCUUACCAAGCUUCAGGAAAAGUAUGGUGUUACUGCCAAAGAUCUACAGUGAUUCAGUGAGUGAGUUGCUUGUUUUAUAUUCUCUCUUUUCAAUUGAAGACUGAUUAGUGUGUACGUGAAUGGAGGAGAUUGCCUUUCGUUUGAAGUUGGAUUGUAAAUUUGAAGUACAAGUUUUAAAUUUGUAUGAGCACUUGUUAUACUUUGUUUUUCUUUCAUGAUCUGAUGAUAGUUUCCUUGCACUCCGAGGUUGUCAAUGCAUUUUGGUGCAAUCAUUAGCUGAUGAAGCAAAUACUGUUCUCUUCUUUAA
Messenger RNA from Lactuca sativa (garden lettuce), 743 nucleotides. Its product is annotated as splicing factor 3B subunit 6-like protein. Gene Ontology annotation, cellular component: U2 snRNP; catalytic step 2 spliceosome; precatalytic spliceosome. Gene Ontology annotation, biological process: mRNA splicing, via spliceosome. The record is from RefSeq and is a predicted model, not a curated record. Lineage: Eukaryota; Viridiplantae; Streptophyta; Magnoliopsida; Asterales; Asteraceae. Gene Ontology annotation, molecular function: RNA binding.